Carassius carassius (crucian carp) is the source of this 1383-nucleotide messenger RNA. RefSeq lists its product as uncharacterized. The coding region runs from base 132 to 860 and encodes 242 amino acids. The transcript has 4 exons. The record is from RefSeq and is a predicted model, not a curated record. Lineage: Eukaryota; Metazoa; Chordata; Actinopteri; Cypriniformes; Cyprinidae.
UAGCAGCCGUGCAGCCAGCGUGACGUCACGAGGGCGUUCCCUCCCUGUGCGACAGGUGCGUCUCACCUGAGCUCGGCAGUUCUUCCGCUAGCGACAGGAGCAGCAGCAUCCUCCUCAUCCUCCUCCUGAAGAUGACGGCGCUGAGGUGCAUCGGCAGCUGCCUGCCGUCAUUCGUCAUGGCGAUCGUCUUCGACAUCAUCGGCGUGGUCCUGCUGUUCGUCGGGAUAUUCGGUGACGUGCGGAUGAACGGCGUGUUCUACGGGGAUUUCCUCAUCCACACCGGCGCGCUGGUCUUGUUCGCCAGCCUGGCCUUGUGGCUCGUGUGGUACGUGGGGAACAUCAGGGUGAAGGAUGAGGGCUUGGAGCGCAGAUCUAGCGCCGCGCACAGCGUCAAAGAGCUCGCGAGGAGGCUCACGAAGAGACUUUCCAGAACACACCUGAAGGACAACACCGGUGAGAAAACAGGAAGCAAAGCUUCCACCGUUCGAAACGUGACAUGGGGCAAGUCCACCUAUUUCCCAGGACUCCAGGAUCUUGAAUCGGAUAUGAUCAAAUGUGAUGAACUAUCCAAAGAAAAGCCAGAUAAUGAUCAGUUCAUGUGCUACCAGAAUCAAGGGUACGAGGACGAGGAGUCCUGCAAACCAAUCCAGGAGGAGAGCGAUGACCAGAUCCAGUCAGAAGACGGUUCUGAUUCAGAUAGAAAACAGGAGACAAAGUCUGGAGAUGAUCAGUUCACCUGUUACCAGAACGAAGGGUACGAGGAAUCAGAAUCAAAAUCAGCUGCAACCAAAGAUGGUGAAAAACCUCAGCAGGAGAAGCCAGAAGAUCAGCCAGAGAGCACUGAGGUUCUGAUGUCCUAAAACAAUGACUGAAUAGCCAAGAACCUUCAAUAGUCUUCAAACAUUUGCCAUCAGCAGUACGUCUAGAGAUGCUCAAAUGGAAUCCAUUUCCCUUCCAAAGUGGCAGCUGAGCGCUCAUGCAAGGUCCUCCAGAGUCAAGCCAUUUCAUUUUGUUGGUCGUCAACAGUGACCAAACCAGUCUGACAGCAAAUACAAUGGACUGAUAGUUCAUUCAAGGGACCUGUUGGUUCAUCUUUGCACACAAACAUUUAAUACUGCGCCCAGGCCACAAAAAAAAAAUCAAAUCUAUUUUUUCAAGUAUAUUUUGCUAUAUAUUAUAGUAGUGAGCGAGUUAUGUGAAAAUAACUGUAUGUGGAAAAAUUGCAUUUAUGUAAAUAUAAAGCACAUGAUCCGGACAUGCCAAACAAACCCUGACUGUAAAUACUCCCUCUUUCUCUCACAAUACUGUAGCUGUUGUUUUAACCGUUGCAAUAUGAAAUGCAUGUAAACUUUGUAUUAACAAUUAAAUCACAUUUCACUCAAA